Messenger RNA from Colletotrichum destructivum, 1429 nucleotides. Its product is annotated as Putative Ubiquitin-like domain-containing protein. Lineage: Eukaryota; Fungi; Ascomycota; Sordariomycetes; Glomerellales; Glomerellaceae. The transcript is spliced from 3 exons. Gene Ontology annotation, molecular function: ubiquitin protein ligase binding; protein tag activity. Gene Ontology annotation, cellular component: cytoplasm; nucleus. Gene Ontology annotation, biological process: protein ubiquitination; modification-dependent protein catabolic process. Bases 512 to 1429 code for a protein of 305 amino acids. The record is from RefSeq and is a predicted model, not a curated record.
UACCGAUACUUCCGUCCCUGGCUUCCAGGCCUCAACAGCGGCGGCCUCAGAGGUACCAUCACUUCUUCUCGAAAAACCCACUUGAUUCUGGGGGGUUCCGGCUUGCUCCUGCCUGCUUUAGCGCCCUCUGGCACUUGCGCAGUUGCUGAUGAAUCAUUCGCCAUUCUCCCAGACAAGGCACUCACUGCAUAAUCCGCCCCACCUUCUCGCACCUGCGCCCCCAAUCAAGGCCUCCGUCUCCUUCCCUUUCGCCUGCCUUCCGCGGUCAGUCACCACUCAACCGGCUCCUUCCCUCCCACCUCCAACAGACCGACCGGCCAACCUCUAACCUUGGUAUUUAAACCAUUUCACCUCUUGCCCUCGCCCACCAUCACUUCUUCCCUCUACACAUCUACUACAACGCACUCUCGCUCCGCGAAACCCAUCAGCGAAUAUCUCAGUCGCGAGCAUCUACUUUCACGAAACACUAAACCCCCAUCACACUCAGACAUCGACACUUGAAGUUGCCAUCAUGCAGAUCUUCGUCAAGACCCUCACCGGCAAGACUAUCACCCUCGAGGUGGAGUCCUCUGAUACCAUCGACAAUGUCAAGUCCAAGAUCCAGGACAAGGAGGGCAUCCCCCCCGACCAGCAGCGUCUCAUUUUCGCUGGCAAGCAGCUUGAGGAUGGCCGCACCUUGAGCGACUACAACAUCCAGAAGGAGUCUACCCUUCACCUGGUUCUCCGCCUUCGUGGUGGUAUGCAAAUCUUCGUCAAGACCCUUACUGGCAAGACCAUCACCCUUGAGGUGGAGUCUUCGGAUACCAUCGACAAUGUUAAGUCCAAGAUCCAGGACAAGGAGGGUAUCCCUCCCGACCAGCAGCGUUUAAUUUUCGCUGGCAAGCAACUUGAGGACGGCCGCACACUCUCUGAUUACAACAUUCAGAAGGAGUCUACCCUUCACUUGGUGUUGCGUCUUCGUGGCGGUAUGCAAAUCUUCGUCAAGACCCUGACCGGAAAGACCAUUACCCUCGAGGUUGAAUCGUCAGACACCAUCGACAACGUCAAGUCGAAGAUUCAAGACAAGGAAGGCAUUCCCCCUGACCAGCAGCGCUUGAUUUUCGCCGGAAAACAAUUAGAAGAUGGCCGUACCCUAUCCGACUACAACAUCCAGAAGGAGUCGACUCUGCAUCUCGUCCUUCGUCUUCGUGGAGGUAUGCAGAUCUUCGUCAAGACCUUGACCGGAAAGACAAUUACAUUGGAGGUGGAGUCUUCGGACACGAUCGACAACGUGAAGUCCAAGAUCCAGGAUAAGGAGGGUAUCCCUCCCGACCAGCAGCGUCUCAUUUUCGCUGGCAAGCAACUUGAGGACGGCCGCACACUGAGUGACUACAACAUUCAGAAGGAGUCGACGCUUCACCUCGUCCUCCGUCUGCGUGGCGGCCAGUAG